Meloidogyne enterolobii is the source of this 2167-nucleotide messenger RNA. The record is from the annotation of a GenBank genome assembly. NCBI's taxonomy places the organism in Eukaryota, Metazoa, Nematoda, Chromadorea, Rhabditida, Meloidogynidae.
AAUGAUUAUGACGACAACAGAACAACAACAAAAUGCUGUUGGGGCAUUGCUUGUUGACAGUGCCACACCUUCUGUCUCAAAAUCCAAAGAAACCAGCCCUGCCGCCCCUUCAAUAAAAUCUGGUGAAUCAACAACAUUAGAGGCAACAACAGCCAAUCAUUCCCCUAUGCUUGCAGAAGAAGCAAAUUCAACAACAUCAGUUUUACCUCUAGUAGCCAUAAAUAACAAGAAAAAUAGCCUGGAAAAAAUCCCCCUAUCCUCCCCUACAUCAAUGACAACAACACGUACAGCAGUUGAACCACCCAAAAAGAGCAGAAGAAGAAAUUAUAAACGUUUAUUGUUGGGAAUCUCUUUUUUAAUUAUUUUAUUUUUUCUUAUUGCCCUAAUUGUUGCUUUGAUUGUUUUGUUGUAUAAGGAGAAGAGUGCUGUUUGUUUAACACCUAUUUGUGUUCAUACAGCCGCAAUAAUUUUAAAUUCCAUGAAUGCAACUGUUGAUCCCUGUGAUGAUUUUUUUGAAUAUGCUUGUGGUAAUUGGAUUAAACAACAUCCAAUUCCAGAUGACGCUCCUUCUGUUUCAAAUUUUGAAAAUCUUGGACAAGACUUGGAAUUAGCAUUAAAAGAUUUAUUGGAAGAUGGACCUGACACACUUAUCAAUAUGGAAGAAACAAAUGAAGAAGCAGUCAAAAAAGCCAAAUAUUUUUACCAAAUGUGCCUGAAUGAAAGUGAAAUAAUGACCUCUUGGAGAAACGUGUUCGAUCAAGUUUUGCAUACUUUUGGUGGCUGGCCUUCUUUAGAAUCUUCAUCUCAACCUAAUAUUAGAAUAAGAAUUGAGCGACUUUAUGGAAUUAUGGUUUCAAAGUUUCGCGCAGAUUCACUUUUUAAAGCAACAGUUCAACCAGACGACAAAAAUUCUGACAAACAUAUUUUGCUGAUAGACCAACCAGCACUUAAUCUGUUUGCUCGUGACUUUUAUAUGCUUACUGAGACGGAAGUUGAACGGCUAGCUUACCGAACUCUUAUUCGUGAUGUAUUAGUGCUACUUGGAGCAGAUCAUCGGAUAGCAGAAAGGGAUUCUCUCGAAGUUCUUCAAUUUGAAACCGAACUCGCAAAUAUAACAGUGUCUGAGGAUCAAAGACAUGAUGUUUCUGAACUUUAUACAAAAUAUACAAUUGGAGAGAUUAAAGAAAGAUACCCAAAUUUUGAUUGGCUCUUAUUUUUCAAUACAAUAUUUGAGAAUAUUAACGAACAAAAGGGAAAAAAUCCUAUACAAUUUGAACAUGAUGAACCGAUAGUUAUAUAUGGAGCUGAGUUUGUUGCGAGAUUAGAUAAAUUAUUACCAACAUUCGAACCUAGAGUUGUUCAAAAUUACUUAACUUGGUGUUGGUUCUUUAAAGCAAUGCUAAGAGAUUUGCCUGAUCCUUUUGCUUUAACUAUGUUUAAAUUCUACAGAACACUUAAUUUAAUGAUGGUACAAAAACUAAGAUGGCAUGGAUGUGUUACUCGAGUUAAUAGUCUAAUGCCUAUGGCAACAUCAAGUAUUUAUGUAAAACAUCAUUUUGAUAAUGAAGCAAAAGCACAAGUUGAAGAAAUGAUUGCUUUGAUAAUGGAAGCAUUUGUUGAGUUAUUGGACGAGGAAGAAUGGCUAACUGGAGAAACUAAAGCCUAUGCAAAACAAAAGAUAAAAACAAUGCAUCAAAAAAUAGGCUACCCUGACUAUUUGGAGAACAACACGGCGGUUAAUAAGGAAUAUGAACGUUAUAUCGUAUAUGAAUCAGAUUAUUACAAAACAAAAUUCCAAUUUUACGAAAUGUAUCAAAAAGAUAUUUUGGAAAAAAUUAGAAUGCCUGUUGACAGAAAUAGAUGGGUAGCCGGUGCAGCUUUAGUUAAUGCUUUCUAUUCACCAAAUACAAACGAAAUCAUCUUCCCAGCGGGCAUUUUACAGCCAGUCUUUUACAGUAAACAUUUCCCCCGUUCAAUGAAUUUUGGGGGAAUUGGUGUAGUUAUUGGGCAUGAAAUAACACACGGAUUUGAUGAUAGAGGAAGGCUUUAUGACCAAUUUGGUAAUAUAAGGCAGUGGUGGGAUAAUGCUACAAUUGUUAAAUUUGAAGAAAAGGCAAAAUGUAUUGAAGAUCAGGCAUAACCAAAUUAAAAAAUAAUUAAAUUUCCC